AUGGAUUCGCUUUACCGAAGCGAAGAAAUGUGCUUAGCGCAGAUAUUUCUGCAAACGGAAGCUGCAUAUACUUGCGUUGCAGAGUUGGGUGAAUUGGGUCUUGUUCAAUUCCGCGAUCUCAAUCCAGAUGUAAGCGCUUUCCAACGAAAAUUUGUGAAUGAAGUACGACGAUGUGACGAAAUGGAACGAAAAUUGAGAUUUUUGGAGCGUGAAAUCAAAAAAGAUUUAAUACCAAUGUUGGAUACAGGUGAAAAUCCAGAUGCUCCACAACCAAAAGAGAUGAUUGAUUUAGAGGCAACAUUCGAAAAGUUAGAGAAUGAAUUGCAAGAAGUUAAUCAAAAUGAAGAAAUGCUGAAGAAAAACUUUUCGGAAUUAACGGAACUUAAGCACAUUCUUCGGAAAACGCAACAGUUCUUCGAGGAGGUGGAAUAUGGUAGGUGGCCGUAUACAAGACGAGAAGAGAAUCAACAUCAUUUUAUUCCUGAAGAGGAGCAAAAUCUUUUGAGCGAAUCGCGAAGCACAGCAAUUACUUUACGUUUGGGCAAGCUCUCUGAUUACUUUCGUUAUUUUGCAUUCUUUAUUCGUUCCGUUACAAAACUUAAAGCAUCAGGAAAACUUUUUGAACUGCUGUGGAUUGCUGGAACAGAAACAAUCGUGCCACCAAAUGCGCCAGUUGGUAGCGGCCUUCCGGAGCAGAUCGUUCUGCAGGAAACUGAGGGAGUAGGCAUCGAAUUAUCUGGUGCCGGAGUCACCGGCCAGAUGUUUGCUAAUUUUGGUUUUGUUGCCGGUGUCAUUCAGCGAGAACGACUUCCAGCGUUUGAACGACUACUAUGGCGCGCCUGUCGUGGAAAUGUCUUCUUACGACAAUCUGAAAUAGCGGAACCACUUAUAGAUGCUACCACUGGAGAUCCAAUUUCCAAUUCAGUAUUUAUUAUAUUUUUCCAAGGUGAACAGUUGAAAACUCGUGUCAAGAAAAUUUGCGAAGGCUUUCGAGCAACUCUUUAUCCGUGUCCAGACACUCCUCAAGAACGGCGAGAAAUGUCAAUAGGGGUGAUGACCCGUAUUGAGGAUCUGAAAACUGUUUUAGGACAAACGCAAGACCAUCGACAUCGUGUCUUGGUUGCUGCAUCGAAAAAUGUGCGAAUGUGGCUAACAAAAGUGCGUAAAAUUAAAUCCAUUUAUCAUACGUUGAAUCUAUUCAACUUGGAUGUCACCCAGAAAUGUCUGAUUGCUGAGUGUUGGUGUCCGGUAGCUGAUUUGAAUCGGAUUCAGCUGGCACUCAAAAGAGGAACGGAAGAAUCAGGAAGUACAGUACCAUCAAUUCUAAAUCGCAUGUCGGGUAUAACAGAAGCACCUCCAACUUUCCAUCGUGUUAACAAAUUCACUCGUGGUUUCCAAAACAUUGUUGAUGCAUAUGGGAUUGCAUCAUAUCGAGAAAUAAAUCCGGCUCCUUACACAAUGAUCACAUUCCCAUUCAUUUUCGCCGUUAUGUUUGGCGACUGUGGCCAUGGGCUUAUUAUGCUUCUGUGCGCCCUCUUUUUUAUACAUCGAGAAAAACAAUUGGAAGCAGCUCGAAUAAACGAUGAGAUUUUCCAAACAUUUUUUAAUGGUCGUUACGUGAUAUUUUUGAUGGGUUGCUUUUCUGUAUACACCGGAUUCAUCUACAAUGAUGCAUAUAGCAAAUCAUUCAAUUUAUUCGGGAGUUCAUGGCGAAAUAUUUACGCAGAUUUAAGUAAAUAUGAACCUGAGAAAGAACUUAUGCUUACACCACAAUGGGCUUACUAUAAUGUGUCAGUUGGACCUUAUCCCAUAGGUGUUGAUCCAAUUUGGAAUCUUGCUGAGACUAACAAAUUGAGUUUUUUGAACUCGAUGAAGAUGAAAAUGUCUGUUAUAAUUGGUGUUGCACAAAUGACAUUUGGUGUCAUGUUGAGCUAUGAAAAUUACAAAUACUUUGAUUCUCGUCUGGAUAUCCUAUAUAUGUUUAUCCCACAAAUGCUCUUUCUUGGUUGUAUUUUCAUUUAUCUUUGCAUAGAAAUUCUGUUCAAGUGGUUGCUUUUUUCUGCCAAGAGUGGCUAUGUUUUGGGUUAUGAAUAUCCGUCGUCUAAUUGUGCCCCGUCGUUAUUGAUAGGACUUAUUAACAUGUUUAUGAUGAAGAAUCGCCCAUCUGGAUUUGUCGACUCUGAAGGAAAUGUGUAUCCACAGUGUUAUCUGAAUCUCUGGUAUCCGGGUCAGUCAUUUUUUGAAACAUUAUUUGUGCUCAUUGCGGCAGCGUGCAUCCCGGUUAUGUUAUUUGGUAAACCGUACAUGCAAUGGAAGGAGCACAAAGAAAGAGUCGCCUUGUGCGGAUGUAGUCAAAAUGACCUCAGUGGAGGCCAUGAUUCAAGUGUCACUCAUAUAAUGCAAAAUUGUACGCAUUUGUAUAAGAGCAUUAUAAGUGUCCAUGUUGAAUCGAAUGAUGAUGAUGCUCAUAUAAUCCACAAUGAUUUAUCGAGACCAUCAAGCACGCAUAUUGAAGAAAAAUUCGAUUUUGCUGAUGUCAUGGUUUAUCAGGCUAUUCAUACUAUUGAAUUUGCUCUGGGUUGCAUAUCACAUACUGCUUCAUAUCUUCGGCUUUGGGCGCUUUCGCUCGCACAUGCUCAAUUAUCAGAUGUUUUAUGGACGAUGGUUUUCCGCCAAGCUUUCAUGCUAAAUGGUUAUAUGGGAGCAAUGGCGACAUAUAUUCUUUUUUUCGUGUUUGCUUCCCUUUCAUUUUCAAUCUUAGUCCUGAUGGAAGGUCUCAGCGCUUUUCUACACGCUCUUCGUCUUCACUGGGUGGAAUUUCAAAGCAAAUUUUACAAAGGGCUUGGUUAUGCUUUUGUUCCCUUUUCAUUCGACAAGAUUCUGGAAGAGGCUCGUGCUGCUGAAGAAAAUAUGUAA
Molecule: messenger RNA, 2916 nt
Organism: Acanthocheilonema viteae
Lineage: Eukaryota; Metazoa; Nematoda; Chromadorea; Rhabditida; Onchocercidae
Source: the annotation of a GenBank genome assembly